GAGGGUGGGGGUGGGCGGGGGUCUUUUUGGGAGGCGGUUCGUGCAGAGUCGCUAGAUGGGUUCCGGUGCCACAGAUCUAACGUUCGCGGUGGCGCGACCUCAGGUAGAGAGGCUGUCUGCGGGAUCAGGUGAACAGUGGAUCAGACUGGGGAAUGUUAAGUCAGGUAUUUACUCUGAAGCGAGGGAAGAAGGAACGGGAGUCUGUCAGGCUAAGAGCUGCUUUGCGGACACCAGAGAGGCAGUCCAGGUUCCUAAUGGAGGCGGGGGAGAUGGCUUGUCUCUUUUGUCUGAGACAGUUGCAGGUCCGAUCUUUGGGUACUCAAGGAGCUGCUCUCCAGCCCCUGCUUCUGAACCUAUGGAUUCUCCAUCUAGCGCUUCUUCCUAUUCUUCCUCCUCUCUCCCUUCCUCUUUUUCCACCUCCCCAGGGAACAGUGACUUUGGCUUCCCCUCCGAUAAUGAAGGGGAGGAAAAAGGGGCCCAUGGCCCCAGGCCAGACACUGUUGGGCAGAGGGGAGGUUCUCGGCCCAGCCCGGGUCCUAUUCGGUGCAGGCAACGACACAAGGUUUCCAGUAAUCAACUUACAGCAUCGCACUCUGAACAGCGGGGCUUGGCUUCUCCUAUGGUGGGAUCUGGGGUCAAAAGAUCAAGAGAUCGUGAAUUGGAGACCAGUCGAAACAUCCACAGUUGUACCACAGAAGGGGACCUGCUCUUUGCUCAGAAGUGUAAAGAGCUCCAGGGAUUCAUACGUCCUCUCACAGACCUACUGAAUGGGCUGAAGAUGGGUCGCUUUGAAAGAGGAUUGAGCAGUUUUCAGCAGAGUGUGGCAAUGGACAGGAUCCAGCGUAUCGUCGGUGUUUUGCAGAAGCCACAGAUGGGAGAGCGUUAUCUGGGAACCCUGCUGCAGGUAGAAGGAAUGUUAAAGACUUGGUUUCCUCACAUAGCUGCCCAGAAGUCAUCACGGGGUAGUAGCAGGCACCAGCGGACCAAGCAUUUUCCGAGCCACCACAGUUAUCCAGCUGCUUCCUUUCCUGCACAUCCCGUGGAAAAGAUGGACCAGAUGCAGCUAGGACACUUAGUAUUGACACCAAAGCAGCCUUGGCAUCUCACUGAACUGCCACCUAUGAACCUCACUUGGAUCCACACCACUCCAAUUUGCAACCCCCCUCUCAGUUCCCCAGGUACCAUCUCCUUUAGCUGUGGUCCUUCAGGCACCGGAACCAGCAUCGGUGUCAUCCUUUUCCUCCAGCAGAGAGAGCAGCCCUUCACCUACUCAGCCCCAACCACUCCAGUUCCCCCUACUACAGCAUCUCCCGGCAUCCCUGGUUAUCCUAAGAAACUAUCUGGAGAGGGACCUCGUUGCCACAGCUUACCAGUAACUCUGCCAUCAGAUUGGAGCCGUACCCUGUCCCCUCGUGACCUACCCGACAUGGCCAGAGAGAUAACUGGGGGACACCUAGAGCAGAUGAGAAGCCAUCCUCCAGUUGCUCCUGAUGUCCAUCCUCUCAACCCCUAGUCCGGGACUUGAGCCUGUAGUUUCUAAUUUGUAUAAAUAUAUGUCCAUACGUAUGUGUGUGUAUUUUACUU
Molecule: messenger RNA, 1584 nt
Organism: Phyllostomus discolor (pale spear-nosed bat)
Lineage: Eukaryota; Metazoa; Chordata; Mammalia; Chiroptera; Phyllostomidae
Gene: CIART
Product: circadian associated repressor of transcription
Exons: 6
Coding region: 56-1513 (485 amino acids)
Biological process (GO): negative regulation of DNA-templated transcription; circadian regulation of gene expression
Cellular component (GO): nucleus
Molecular function (GO): RNA polymerase II cis-regulatory region sequence-specific DNA binding
Source: RefSeq, a predicted model, not a curated record